AUGUGGAGAGUUUGUAGUGUAACUGAAGUAGAAGAAACCAAGACCAUCAUAUGCAUGAUUCCAAUGUGCACCACUUUCUUUCUUCUUGGAGUUGUGUCUUCAAUUGGGAAUACCUACUUUCUUGAACAAGCCAACCACAUGAAUCAAAAAAUUGGUAAUAUAAGUGUUCCACUUACUACACUUGUAUUUUUUCGCGAUCAUGCGAAAGCACAAUUCGGGAAAUGUUAUGUGAGAAUAGCUUCGAGUUAUGGAUCAUCGUCGAAUAUUAGGUAUUCAGCCAGAAUUGGAAUCGCUGUGUCGAUGGUAUUUGCAGUGAAUUGUUGUAUAACGGCUGCGAAAGUUGAAAACAAAAGGCUUGAUGUGGUGAACAAUCAUGGGUUGCUCUACAAGCCUAAAGAUAAGAUUCCAAUGAGCAUGUUUUGGUUGUUACCGCAAUUUCUUCUUCUUGGAGGACUUGAUGGGAUUUCGAAGAAAAGUAUUGAACUUUUUGUUACUAAUCAAGGGCCUGCUUCUAUGGAUAGGUACAUGACUCAUUUUGCUAUGGCUGUGUUUGGAGUGGGAACUAUGGGAAGUGUUGUAUCGGUUUGUUUAGUUGAUAAGAUUAGCUCAAUAGGAGAAAGUCAUAAUAGUUGGUUCCAAGACACCUUGAAUAGGAGUCGUUUGGAUAAGUAUUAUUGGGUUUUGGCUACUUUGAGUGCUGCCAAUUUUGUUUUGUACAUUUUAUUAGCUGUUUUGUAUGAUAGUAAAUAUUUAAGAACUGAUGAGCAACAAAUGUCCAAGUCUAACCAAAGUAUGGAAUAUGGAGAUGAUUGA
Messenger RNA from Cannabis sativa, 813 nucleotides. RefSeq names its product protein NRT1/ PTR FAMILY 5.5. The record is from RefSeq and is a predicted model, not a curated record. Gene Ontology annotation, cellular component: membrane. Gene Ontology annotation, molecular function: transmembrane transporter activity. NCBI's taxonomy places the organism in Eukaryota, Viridiplantae, Streptophyta, Magnoliopsida, Rosales, Cannabaceae. The transcript has a single exon. Gene Ontology annotation, biological process: transmembrane transport. The coding region runs from base 1 to 813 and encodes 270 amino acids.